AUGACUCACAGCCGCCAACCCUCCAGCCCAGCGCUCACCCCCCUUCUACUGGCCGUGCUGCUGGGCGGCCCCGCUCUGGCCUCAGAGAUCGUGGGCGGCCGGCCAGCCCAGCCCCAUGCCUGGCCUUUCAUGGUGUCCCUGCAGCGGCGCGGGGGCCACUUCUGCGGGGCCACUCUCAUCACCCGAAGCUUCGUCAUGUCUGCGGCUCACUGUGUGAAUGACUUAAACUUCCGGUCGAUACAGGUAGUGCUGGGGGCCCACAAUCUGCGUCGGCCUGAGCGCACACGGCAGAUAUUUGCCGUCCAGAGGGUCUUUGAGAACGGCUUUGACCCCAUAAGCCUGCAGAACGACAUCGUGAUCCUCCAGCUCAACGGGACGGCCACCCUCAAUGUGAACGUGCAAGUGGCCCGGCUGCCCGCCCAAGGCCGUGGCGUGGGUAAUGGGGUGCAGUGCCUGGCCAUGGGCUGGGGCCGGCUGGGCAUGAACAGGCCACUACCUAGUGUCCUGCAGCAGCUCAAUGUGACCGUGGUGACCUCUCGCUGCCGCCGCUCCAACGUGUGCACUCUAGUGCGUGGCCGGCGGGCUGGCAUCUGCUUUGGGGACUCCGGCAGCCCCCUGAUCUGCAAUGGAGUGGUCCAGGGCAUCGACUCCUUCAUCCAGGGAGGCUGCGGCUCUGGGAUCUACCCAGACUUCUUUGCCGCUGUGGCACAGUUUGCAAACUGGAUCGACAGCAUCAUCCGCCGCCAUGAUGACCGGUCCCCUCCCUACCCUAGGGACGCCACGAACAGGACCCCCUAAGAGGAACUCCCCCAGUCAUCGCACCUCACCUGCUCACGGCUGCGUUAUCCACUGGCACGAUAAAAAUCCUCUUUGUUUUGUAGACCAUGUCUGGGAGUUUGUUGGCUGUGCAAUUGGCUGUUGAAAGUGGUCAGGAGGGUGUCUUUGGACAAGGAGAGUACGCUACCACUAGGUGGCGGCAAAGUCAGGGCAUUGGAGCAA
Trichechus manatus latirostris (Florida manatee) is the source of this 999-nucleotide messenger RNA. RefSeq names its product elastase, neutrophil expressed (gene ELANE). Gene Ontology annotation, molecular function: serine-type endopeptidase activity. The record is from RefSeq and is a predicted model, not a curated record. Gene Ontology annotation, biological process: phagocytosis; proteolysis; acute inflammatory response to antigenic stimulus. The coding region runs from base 1 to 798 and encodes 265 amino acids. Lineage: Eukaryota; Metazoa; Chordata; Mammalia; Sirenia; Trichechidae. The transcript has 5 exons.